Messenger RNA from Apodemus sylvaticus (European woodmouse), 945 nucleotides. RefSeq names its product olfactory receptor 1537-like. Bases 1 to 945 code for a protein of 314 amino acids. Lineage: Eukaryota; Metazoa; Chordata; Mammalia; Rodentia; Muridae. Gene Ontology annotation, molecular function: odorant binding; olfactory receptor activity; G protein-coupled receptor activity. Gene Ontology annotation, biological process: G protein-coupled receptor signaling pathway; sensory perception of smell. The record is from RefSeq and is a predicted model, not a curated record. The transcript has a single exon. Gene Ontology annotation, cellular component: membrane.
AUGGAGGACAUGGCCAAUCGAAACCAUUGCAUGGUGUCUGAGUUCUUCUUGGCUGGGCUUUCAGAGAAGCAAGAACUUCAGCUUCCCCUCUUCUUCCUCUUCAUAGGAAUCUAUCUCAUUACUGUAGCAGGGAACCUGGGCAUGAUCACAUUGAUUGGGCUCAGUUCACACUUGCACACACCCAUGUACUUUUUCCUCAGCAGUCUGUCCUUCAUUGACUUCUGUCAAUCCACUGUGGUUACCCCUAAAAUGCUGGUGAGCUUUGUGAAAGAGAAGAACCUCAUCUCCUUCCCUAGAUGCAUGACUCAGCUCUACUUCUUCAUCACUUUUGGUAUUGCAGAGUGCUACACAUUAGCUGUAAUGGCAUAUGAUCGCUAUGUUGCCAUCUGUAACCCCUUGCUUUACAAUGUAGUCAUGUCCUGUCAGUUGUACUAUUCUCUUGUUUCAGGGGUAUAUAUUUUUGCUGUGUUCUGUGUAUCCUUACACAUUGGCUUCAUGUUUAGAGUCCAGUUCUGCAAAUUUGAUGUGAUUAACCACUAUUUCUGUGAUCUUCUUCCUCUCUUGAAACUUGUAUCUUCCAAUACCCAUAUCAAUGAAAUACUGAUUUUAUUUUUGGGUACAGUGAACAUCUUUGUUCCAAUCCUGACCAUUAUUACUUCCUACAUCUCCAUUAUGGCAAGCAUCCUCCGUAUUCAAUCCACUGAUGGCAGAUCCAAAGCCUUCAGUACUUGCAGUUCCCCCAUCUCUGCUGUUGCUAUCUUCUAUGGUUCUGCUGCAUUCAUGUACUUACAGCCAUCAUCAGUGAGUUCGAUGAACCAAGGGAAAGUGUUCUCUGUGUUUUAUACUACUGUUGUACCCAUGCUGAACCCCUUGAUCUACAGCCUAAGGAAUAAGGAUGUCAGUGUUGCACUGAAGAAAAUAAUUGAAAGAAAAAAUUUCAUGUAA